This is a messenger RNA of Aspergillus puulaauensis, 1530 nucleotides long. Its product is annotated as NAD-dependent succinate-semialdehyde dehydrogenase. Gene Ontology annotation, molecular function: succinate-semialdehyde dehydrogenase (NAD+) activity. Bases 1 to 1530 code for a protein of 509 amino acids. The record is from RefSeq and is a predicted model, not a curated record. NCBI's taxonomy places the organism in Eukaryota, Fungi, Ascomycota, Eurotiomycetes, Eurotiales, Aspergillaceae. The transcript has 5 exons.
AUGGCGCCGAGCUAUCCUCCCCUCUUCCAGCUAGAAGACCUUUCCCUCUUCAAACAGGACUCCUUCGUCAAUGGCGAAUGGGUCGGCUCCGCUUCAGGCAAACGUUUUGCAGUCCUUGACCCUGGAUCCGGAAAAGAAUUCGCCAGCUGCCCGAUCAACAGUUCAGAGGACGUCAACCACGCAGUGGAAGCCUCACACGACGCCUUCCAGCGAUACCAGCUCGUGACGGCCCGAGACCGCGCAAAGGCACUCCUCCGCUGGCACGACCUCAUCACAGCCGCGAAGCAGGAUAUCGCAACCAUCGUCACCUAUGAAACCGGCAAGCCUCUCGCAGAGGCACUGGGUGAACUAGACUACGCUCUCGGGUUCACUUGGUGGUUCGCCGGCGAGGCAGAGCGCAUUCAAGGGACUGUGGGGACUUCCUCUGUUAAAAAUCGCCGUAACUUUACCAUCAAGCAACCGAUUGGGGUGUCGGUUGCUAUGGUUCCUUGGAACUUCCCUGUUGCGAUGAUUCUGCGCAAGGCUUCUGCUGCGUUGGCUGCGGGCUGCUCGAUGGUUAUCAAGCCGUCGCCUGAGACGCCUUUGAGUGUCCUUGCGUUGGUGGAGUUGGCUGCGAGGGCUGGUGUUGAAAGGGGCGCUUUGACGGUCUUGACUACUGACUUGGAGUGUACCCCGGCUCUCAGUGAGAGUCUUUGCAAGCAUCCUUUGGUCAGAAAAGUGACGUUCACUGGGAGUACGCGCGUUGGAAAGUUGAUCUCGAGGCAUUGUAGCGACGGGCUGAAGAAACUCACUCUCGAGCUCGGAGGGAACUGUCCUUUUAUUGUGUUCGACGACGCAAACCUGACUCAGGCUGUGGAAGCCCUAGCCCUACUCAAAUGGCGCCAUGCCGGACAAGCCUGUAUCACCGCAAACAGAGUCUAUAUCCAAAGCGGAGUCUACGAUCAAUUCAAGAGCCUUCUCACCGAAACAACCAAGAAGCUCAAAGUAGGCCACGGCGCUGCACCAGACACCACAAUCGGACCCCUCACAACCGCAGCUGGAGUCGAGAAAGUCGAAGCCCAAGUCCAAGACGCAAUCUCCAAGGGCGGGAAAGUUGUUCUAGGCGGCAGGAGACCUGAACAUCUUGAUCCUGAUGCUGGUGGAUACUUCUACUCGCCUACGAUUAUCUCCGAUGCCACAGCAGAUAUGAUUGUAGCUCAUGAAGAGACCUUUGGUCCGCUUUGCGCGCUUUUCCGCUUCGAUACGGAGGAACAAGUCGUCAGGAAAGCUAACGAGACAAGCAUGGGAUUGGCGUCGUACUUUUUCACUCGCAAUGUCAGUCGGACGUGGCGGUUGGUGGAGAGUUUGGAAGCUGGCAUGAUUGGAAUGAACACUGGAAAUCAAUCUGCCGCCGAGGCCCCGUUUGGCGGAAUCAAAGAGAGUGGAUAUGGGAAAGAGUCUGGGAAGGAUAUUGCAGUUAAUGAGUAUCUUGUCACUAAAUCGGCUUCUCUGACUCUUGAACCGGCGGAGUCUGCUGUGAUUCUAGGUUAG